Molecule: messenger RNA, 1921 nt
Organism: Priapulus caudatus
Lineage: Eukaryota; Metazoa; Priapulida; Priapulimorpha; Priapulimorphida; Priapulidae
Product: serine/threonine-protein phosphatase 4 regulatory subunit 1-like
Exons: 10
Coding region: 134-1921 (595 amino acids)
Biological process (GO): protein dephosphorylation
Molecular function (GO): protein binding; protein phosphatase regulator activity
Source: RefSeq, a predicted model, not a curated record
GUGUGCGACUAGCUUUGGAGACAUCUGCGCCGUCGUCAGCCAGGAGUCGACCGAGGAGUAUCUGUUGCAGAAGUUCUACUACCUGUGUGAGGACGGCGUGUGGGGCGUGCGCAAGGCGUGCGCUGAGUGCUUCAUGCAGGUGUCGUGCGCCGUGUCGCCGUCCAUACGCAGACGCGAUCUCGCUCCUCUCUUCAUCAGCCUCAUCUGUGACCAGUCGCGAUGGGUACGCAUGGCAGCAUUUCAAGCUCUAGGCCCGUUCAUCUCGACAUUUGCCGAUCCUGCCUCUACGGGGCUCAUAUAUUACGAGGACACGGGCCACCUGGCUGAACACAAUCGCAGCAACGCUGAGAAGUCUCCGCCGCCGGCCGCCGAGCAGCCGGCGCCCUCUAGUGACGAGAAAACGCAGAGCGGCAAAACUUCAUCGUCGUCGUCGUCGUCAUCGUCGCAGCAGCAGCAGCAGCAGCAGGGGGAGGUAGAAGACAUGGAGGUGGACGAUGAGGAGGAGGAGUGGGAGAGGUCCGGCAGCCAGAAGGAGGCGAGGGAGGAGGAGGAGGCGAAGCUGCGCGGCAACCUGACGAUGUCGGCGGAGGAGGAGCGCGUCGCCAGGAUGCUCGCCGCCGCCGCCGCCGACAGCAAGGUGGCGCCACCGACGACGCCCCCUAGCGGCACGGAGGCGGAAGCGAUCGAGACGUUCAACGCGUUCAACUACUGGCGGACGCCGAUCGCCGACCUCGACCUGACGGCGGCCGCGGCGGGCGACGACGGCGGCGAGGACCGUGAUGAUGACGAUGGCAGCCCGGCGCUGCACAUGGCGCGGCUCGUCUCGUCCGGCGGCGACUACGACGCGAUCGAGCGCGGAGAUGGCAGCACCGAGGCGUCUCAGACUCCCGCUGCCGCUGCCGCGCCGCCACCCACCCAGAUGUUUUCGACGCUGCACAUGGAGCCAGCAGGGGGCGCCGGCGGCGAGCGCGACGACAGUAAGGGCUUGCAGAGGAACGGUGUGGUGCCUAACGCAGCUGCUGCUGGUAGAGUAGACCCCGCCCGGCUAACUAACUCCCCCGCUAGCUCGCGCGCCUUCCACGUGGAGACGCCAAACUUUUUCUCUGGGCACAUUGCAGGCGUCGACACGAACCGGUUGAGCUACAUCGACGAGUCGGAGUCUGACAACUCGUUCUGCGACGCGGCCGAGAAGCGGGGUCUGUCUCACGACGACGGCGAGGUCGUGCCACAGCAGGAGCAGAUCCCGCAGAGCCUUCUGGAGAAGUUCACGAGCAUGACGCAGAUCAUCCUCGCACAGACGGUCGACACGGAGAUAGCUAAGCACUGUGCGUACAGCCUGCCCGCCGUCGCCUACACGCUCGGCCGCUGCAACUGGAGCUGCCUGAAGAACACGUACGAGACGCUCGCCUCCGACAUGCAGUGGAAGGUGCGGCGGACACUGGCCUUCUCCAACCACGAGCUGGCCGUCAUCCUUGGACCAGACAUCACCGCCAAGGACCUCGUGCCCAUCUUCAACGGCUUCCUCAAGGACCUCGACGAGGUGCGCGUGGGAGUGCUCAAGCACCUGUUCGACUUCCUCAAGGUAAGCGCCCUCUGGCGGCAGCGGGAGGGGAGGGACGAGGUGCGCGUGGGAGUGCUCAAGCACCUGUUCGACUUCCUCAAGUGCCUACACCUAUGUCAGCUCUUCACACCCGGGGAGAUCAGUGAGCACAUAGUGCCCGUUGCCAUGGUGCUAGCAUCCGACAAGGUGUCAGACGUCCGGUGCAUGUCCUACAAGCUGCUGGGGGUGAUCCUGCGAUCACUGCGGAAUUCUGAGAACCUGAUGCAGGGCUUCGUUAACGAUCUGAUUGAGGGACUCGCGCUCAGCUACCGCUGGAGCGGCCGACACGGGUUCGCGAUGCGGUCAGUACCUGCUGCGUGA